Molecule: messenger RNA, 4200 nt
Organism: Salvelinus fontinalis (brook trout)
Lineage: Eukaryota; Metazoa; Chordata; Actinopteri; Salmoniformes; Salmonidae
Gene: rcor1
Product: REST corepressor 1
Exons: 12
Coding region: 729-2117 (462 amino acids)
Biological process (GO): regulation of transcription by RNA polymerase II; negative regulation of DNA-templated transcription
Cellular component (GO): transcription regulator complex; histone deacetylase complex
Molecular function (GO): transcription corepressor activity
Source: RefSeq, a predicted model, not a curated record
CCUCUAGUUUCCAGGCAAGAAGAGAGUUGGUCCACUCAUCAUUAUUAGCUUGAGGGAGGCCUCUUCAGGGCAAGCCUCGAAAAAUUCAGUUCCAUCUGAUGCAGCCAGGCACUUUAUCAAGACCCCGUGGAGUGUCAACUAGCAACCGACCCACCUGGCAAGACACCUAGCUAGUAACGAUUGUAAUGGACAAAAGUAGCCAGCUAACUAGUCAAAAUCUGUAGAAUAUCGUCGACAAAUGCGUGUGUUAAAGCCACGUAGCUCUAGCUAUGCUAAUUGAUUUCAUAAAUCAAGCUAGCUAGCUAGUUGCUACCGCAACUUUUAUCCAAGUAGCAGCGAGCUAGCAGUCAAGCAUCCUCGCGAACUUGGGGUAUUUUUUCUAGCUAACUGGGGUGGCUGGUUAAUAUUGAAAGACCCAUACAACACAGUUAUUUGGCCACCCGUUAUAUUUUUGGAGACAGCUAUCUUAACAACUUUUAUAACAUAGCCGUCUUAAUUGAGAUUGCUGGCUAGUUGAACAGUUUAAUCAGUUGGUCAUCGCUUCGUUUAGCUAGCCACAGUAGCUUUGCUAGCCAAUCUGCUAACGUUACUUUGUUCGCUAGCUAGCAAACUAGCGCCAGGCAUCUAGCAAGGUGCUGCUGACUACAGACAGCCAGUAACGUUACAGUAGCUAGCUAGCCAAAAUCCGAGUAGUUUUGUUGCUCUUUCUCCGUUAAAAAAACCCCGCAAUGAUGGAAAAGAGUGGUUCGGAAAUGUCAGGGAAAAGAAGGGGUAGGAAUACAGUUAAUAAUCCUAACAAAAGUCUAGCUACGAAUGGAAAUAGCAACAAUUCAUGGGAGGAAGGAAGUUCGGGCUCCUCCAGUGAUGAUGAGCAUGGUAGUGGUGGUAUGAGAGUUGGGACUCAGUAUCAAGCCCUCGUGCCAGACUAUGAUCCAGAGAUUGCCAAGGCGGCCGAGGAGAGGGACAACCUGGGCAUGCUGGUGUGGCUCCCCAGCCCGAACCUGGCUGAAGCUAAAUUGGAUGAAUACAUUGCAAUUGCCAAAGAGAAGCAUGGGUACAACAUGGAACAGGCACUGGGGAUGCUCUUCUGGCACAAGCACAACAUUGAGAAGUCCCUGGCAGAUUUGCCGAACUUCACACCUUUCCCAGAUGAGUGGACAGUGGAGGACAAGGUCCUGUUUGAACAGGGCUUCAGCUUCCACGGAAAAACGUUCCACCGUAUACAGCAGAUGCUACCAGACAAGUCAAUUGCUAGCUUGGUUAGAUUCUACUAUUCAUGGAAGAAGACACGGAGCAAAACCAGUGUCAUGGAUCGCCACGCACGCAAGCAGAAGAGGGAACGAGAGCAGAGUGAGGAUGAGGCUGAGGAGACCAAUGGAAAUGCUCCAAGCGAUGUAGAGUACGACCCAAAUAAGGAGGAGAAGAAAGAGCUGGGCGCAGCGCCUGAGAAACAGGAGCCAAAACCACUGGCAGUGGUACAGAAGCCGACUACUGGCGUGGCAGAGAAAUUGACCCACGUCAAAAAAGAACCCCAGGGUCCUCCAGGGAAGAACCUGCACCGUGCUAAGAAGAAGCCUCCUAAAGGAAUGCAUCUGAGCCAGGGAGACGUAGCUGCAAUGUCCACCAGCACCCCCGCUGCAGUCGGUGUGCUGCGGCAAAUGGACAUGGAGCUGGUUGGCAUCAAACGGCAGAUCCAGAGCAUCAAACAGAAUAACAGUGCCCUGAAAGAGAAGCUUGAUGUGGGAGUAGACAACUUCAGAGUACCUGAGGUGAACCAGAAGUUUAACACUCGCUGGACAACAGAGGAGCAACUGCUUGCUGUACAAGCCAUCAGAAAAUAUGGGCGGGACUUCCAGGCUAUCUCGGAUGUGAUUGGCAACAAGUCUGUGGUGCAGGUGAAGAACUUCUUUGUAAACUACCGCCGACGUUUCAACUUGGAUGAGGUGCUGCAGGAAUGGGAGGCCGAGCACGGGAUGGAGGGAGCAGCCAAGGGAGGAGAGGAGAAAAUGGACACAUCACCAUCUCCCACUGAGGAUGGAGCCACCAACCCUGUGCCGCCAGAGGACCAAAAAGAGGAAUCCUCACUAGUGGAAGCACAACAACCUCUAGCAUCCUGAGUGGCCAGCCAUUUUGGAUAAUUCUGUUGGCAGAACUCCUCCCUCUGAGAUUUUACGUCUGUUCUGAAGAGGCGAUGAUGAAUCUGCACAGGUUACUCCCUGUCUUUGCGGGCCUGUUCAAGAAGGUCAUUCCUGUUACCUCAUCCCCGAUUCAAGGAUGUUUUGCAGCUGUCCACCAAUUAACUUACAGCACCAGUCUUCAGCCGGACUGACAGUCAAAGUAACCAGAAUUAUCUGACUGCACUUUAUCCCAUCCCAGAAAAAUCUUCAAAUGUAACUUGUUUAUGCAUCUGGCGCCUUUUACCCUGCCUCGGUCACUCAACAUUACAGAUGAUCCCUGUUAUUCAGGCCACAAUAUCCCUUUGUCAUUUUAUCCUUCUGCAACCCUCUUUACUUUGUAAAGACUGUUUUUUGUUGUGUAGUAUUUAACCGCAGUAGGUCUCGGUAUGAACUGACCCUGUGGACUACAAUUAUUUUGUAUUGUGCCCAGCACGCGCUGGAACGAAUGUGACGAAGCUGUCUUUGUACACCAGACAGCCAUAAAGAAAAACAACCCAAGGAAAUACCAUUGUAGUGUUGGAGAUGGAGAAAAGGUGAGUCAGGUGAUUUUUUUCCCCCCCUGAUACACACAGUGCAGAACAAGAUGAUGGCAUUUCCACAGGGCCUUAAUGCAAGUUAAUACUACACAACAAACUAUUUAUAUUAUUCCUUCCAAAACUCUUGUCUGCAGCUGUUUCCUUUACCCCCUAACUAACUUUACCCCCUAACGGGUACUUGUCCCCCCAUGGAUUUACAAGGAACAGACUGGUGUAUGAAGGCUUUAAAUCCAGGAGAGGGAGUUAGCGAGACGGGUGCACAGUGUGGGAGUGAAAUAGGAAGUCGGAAUGCAGAAAUUGCCUUGCAGUAUUCUACAAACUCCAAUCACCAUUGGGUACAAAGUAAACACUACAAUCUCCCUUCCCUCUGCUUCUAUGCGUUACUUACGGUUGAACCUCAGCCCUCCCCUACUGAUAUACAUGCAAUGUUUGUCAUAAAAGGUUGCUCUUACGGAAUGGAUGUGCCUCCAGCAUAAUGCAAGUAGGAUUCUGGGAUCUUGAAAUUGCCAUAUUCAUGGCAUGAUGAAUGUUGUCCCCCCAACCGUACUGAAAAGACUGUACAGACUUAUUAAAAACUGACAUUACAUAUAGUAAGUGUAGAACUUAGAAUCCCAACAGGCGCUUCCAUUGAAGAAAUAAACUAGGUGUUGAAUUUUAAACGGUAGUGCACUUUUGGUGUUCGGUGUUCAAUAUUACUCAAUUUAAACUAAAGUUAACAUGUUCUGGUGCAUAUUUAUAAAUAAUGCAUUAAUUGUUCGGAUGACAGGUUAAAGAGACGUACAAAUAAUGUAAAACUUUAAAUAGGAGCUGUUCAUCAUUGAGGGAUAUCCAUUUUCAGUUUACUAGUAACCUCAGGACACACAAUAGGGUCAACACAAUCAUGUUAAAGAAUGCUUUUCAGUUGGAAGGAGAGUUGAGUGAGAAGUUCCUUAAGUUGAUGAAUAGGGAACAAGGCUACAGUAAGCAUGUCUCCCCCUGGGCCAAAUGAGAUUGCUGUGACUAACAAAUUUCAGUUAAUUACUAUAGCUCCCACCUUGGGCCGAUCAGUGUAAUUUUGAAAAUGCCGGGUAUCUAUGGCAAGACUCAUCAUUCGCCCAAGUUUCGUCAGAAUCGGACCAGUGCUGUCCGAGAUAUUGCGUGUGACUAACGGACAGACAGAGAUCCACAGUCCCCUCCGAUUUUCAGCUUGGGGAACAAUUUUUACAUUUUAAUUUAAACCAUUUUGAGUUCUGAAGUGUUUUUAUUUGUCAUUUCAAACCCUGUCCCUUUCACAACAACUGGCCUAUGCUAUUCUACCGUUUUUACUGUACUGGUACCAUGAUUUAGCAUACUGUUUUGAAAUCUUUUUAUAUAUUUAUGAAGACAUUGUGAAUGCCUGAGGUGGGGUUUUAAUGAGGUUGUGUGUAUUGCUGUCAUUUACCAUUGUGUAUUCAAUUUGCCCAUCAAUUAACUAGACAAUAAAUUUGAAGGAUUUAUAGGGACAUUUA